AUGAAAGACAGGGACAACACUGGCCUAGAUGCAGUCUGCAGCUACAAAAAUAACAGCAGAAUUGCCACCUUUGAUAGAGAAAAGGUUUAUCAAGAGCUGAGCAACAUGACAAAAGGUGUCACCAAACUAGGGCAAUAUAGCUUGGAGAAGAACAGCCUGUAUGUCAAUGAUCCCAGCAUCAACAGGGCUGCGGUUGAAAGGGCUUUUCAGAAUGGGACCUCACAUGAAACUGGGCUAUGGCUGGGAAGCAGUUACCAGCUGGAAGGAUUCUCAGUAGACAACUUAGAACUAGCAAUCGAGACAGGCACUCAGAGAGCUCCCCUGCAAUCUGAGGAAAGAAACUUCAGAUUAAACUUCAUCAUCACCAACCUUCGCUACUCUCCAGAACUGCAGAACUCCAAAUCGCUGAUGUUCCAAGUGAACAAGGACAAGAUUGAAAAGGAGCUUGACGUAUUCAGAACUGGCAGCCUGAAGGACUAUUUCAUUGGUUGUACUGUUGAGACCUUUGGGCCUGUCCUUGGGAAGGCUUACACAAGUGUUGCUUCUGUCUGUAAAUUCACACUGGACACCUCCUCAAGGACUUUAGAAAAGGAAGUUGUAUAUGAGGAACUGACACGCUUGACACAAGGGUUCACCAAGCUGGGCUCCAGCUACCAGUUGGAAGAACACAGUUUGGCUGUUGAUGGUUACUCUCCACUCGAAACAAUUGGGCAGGAAAGAUAUGAGCUUUCAUUCUGGGCAAUUAUCCUCAUCUGUGUCUUUGCACUGAUUGGAUUCAUCCUCCUCCUCCUGAUAUGCUUCCUGAUUGUCUUUUGCCUAAGAAGAAAGUCAAACCUGUACCAGGUUCAACAGAGUAUGUAUGGGAUGUAUUUCCCACAUCUGAACAUGAGAAAAGUACAUUGACGUAACAGCUGAAACCUGCUUUCACAGACCAGUUCCAUCCACAGAUGAAGGAAAGAUGUUUACAACUACUAGGAAAAUGUUUCU
Molecule: messenger RNA, 987 nt
Organism: Nothoprocta perdicaria
Lineage: Eukaryota; Metazoa; Chordata; Aves; Tinamiformes; Tinamidae
Product: mucin-16-like
Exons: 8
Coding region: 1-903 (300 amino acids)
Source: RefSeq, a predicted model, not a curated record